Messenger RNA from Fraxinus pennsylvanica, 1962 nucleotides. The record is from the annotation of a GenBank genome assembly. Lineage: Eukaryota; Viridiplantae; Streptophyta; Magnoliopsida; Lamiales; Oleaceae.
AUGUCGUCGCCACCUCCGGGAUCAGCGCCGCCACCUACGUCAUCACCAGCGCCUCCAACAAGCAAUGCCUCACCACCACCUGCAGCUUCAACCCCGCCACCUACAACAACUUCUCCUCCACCUGCAACUCCAACACCACCAGCCUCCUCUCCGCCGCCGUCGUCCUCGCCUUCACCGCCACAACCUCCUCCUUCAAACCCGCCUCCGUCAACAACCCCACCAUCACCACCAUCCUCCACCACACCAAUUCCGUCCCCGCCGUCUGGUUCUACACCCACACCUCCUUCACCACCUUCCGGCAGGAAUUCACCUCCCGUUCCCUCUGGUAGGAACCCACCGCCGGAACAGACUGGUACAGCCAGAUCUCCGCCAUCAACAUCAUCAUCGAAUGACAAUGCAAAUGGGAUAUCAACGGGAACGGUAGUGGGCAUAGCCAUAGGGGGUGUGGUUAUACUUGUUAUUCUGACUAUACUUUUUAUAUGUUGCAAGAAAAAGAAGAGAAGAACGCAUUACUAUCCACCACCGCCACCACCUGAGCCUAAAGCUGAUCCAUAUGGCGGCCCAGGAUACCAUUGGCAGCAUAAUGCUCCGCCACCUGGUAAUCAUGUUUUCACUGUACCACCGAAACCUUCUCAACCACCCACUGGUAGUUCACGACCUCCGCUCUCACCAGUACAAGCCCCUUCACUUGAAAGGCCUCCUCCUCCUUACAACAACAGUAGUGGAGGUUCUGGUUCUAGUUAUUCUGGACCUGAAAAUCCACUUCCACCACCAUCACCUGGCAUGGCCUUUGGGUUCUCGCAAAGCACAUUUACAUAUGAAGAGUUGGCGAGAGCAACAGAGGGAUUCUCAAAUUCGAAUCUUCUUGGACAAGGUGGUUUUGGUUAUGUGCAUAGGGGGGUUCUGCAAAAUGGGAAAGAGGUCGCUGUCAAGCAGCUAAAAGCUGGAAGUGGACAAGGGGAGCGUGAAUUUCAGGCUGAGGUUGAGAUCAUAAGCAGAGUGCAUCACAAACAUCUCGUUUCAUUAGUCGGAUACUGCAUCACCGGGACUCAGAGACUGCUUGUUUAUGAGUUUGUUCCAAAUAACACCUUGGAAUUUCACUUGCAUGGAAAGGGAAGACCUACUAUGGACUGGUCAACAAGAUUGAAAAUUUCUUUGGGGACUGCAAAAGGAUUGGCAUAUCUACAUGAGGAUUGUUAUCCAAAGAUUAUUCAUCGGGAUAUCAAGGCAGCUAAUAUUCUUCUAGAUUUCAACUUUGAAGCAAAGGUUGCAGAUUUUGGUCUUGCAAAGAUUACUUCUGAUGUUAAUACUCAUGUCUCCACUCGAGUGAUGGGAACUUUUGGUUAUAUGGCCCCGGAAUAUGCUUCCUCCGGAAAACUUACCGAUAAAUCAGAUGUGUUCUCCUUUGGGGUCAUGGUUCUGGAAUUGAUUACUGGACGUCGACCUGUUGACAGUAAUCAAUCUUUCAUGGAUGAUAGCUUGGUAGACUGGGCAAGGCCAUUGCUCACACAGGCUUUGGAAGAUGAAAAGUUUGAUGCCCUUGUUGACCCACGAUUGCAAAAGGACUACCACCCUAAUGAAAUGGCUCGCAUGGUUGCUUGUGCUGCUGCUUGUGUCCGUCAUUCGGCAAGGCGCCGACCAAGAAUGAGCCAGGUUGUCAGGGCCUUAGAAGGAAAUGUAUCUCUGUCUGAUCUAAAUGAGGGAAUUAGGCCUGGACAAAGCUCGAUGUACAGUUCUCAUGGAAGUUCUGACUACGAUACCAUGCAAUACAACGAGGACAUGAAAAAGUUCAGGAAAUUGGCAUUGGCAAGUCAGGAGUAUGGCAGUACGGGUCACUACAGCAAUCCAACCAGUGAAUAUGGAUUAAAUCCAUCUGGCUCAAGUAGCGAAGGCCAACAAACUAGAGAAAUGGAGAAGAGAAGGAUGAAAAAUGAUAGUAACGGUUUCAGUGAUGGUACUUGA